This is a messenger RNA of Notodromas monacha, 4773 nucleotides long. Lineage: Eukaryota; Metazoa; Arthropoda; Ostracoda; Podocopida; Cyprididae. The record is from the annotation of a GenBank genome assembly.
AUGCUUCCGGUGUUUCAUGGGAAACUGUUUGUGCAAGUCGGGACGACGGUAGCAGACGAUGACGGCACUCCGUUGACGCUGACGACACGGGUCCAGCGCUUGUCGACAGCAGCUCUCACCUUCCUGACGAGAAUCGUCAACACGCAUGGGCCUGAACUGAAGGCCUCCGACCAACAAGAAGAUGCUGAUUUUUCGGCUUUCGGUGACGUUAUCGAAGCCCUAGAAAACGACGUUUUCGAUGACGAUAUUCUUGAAGACCGUUGCCUGGUUUCUUCCAUCCUGAAAUUGUGGGAUUUCGGAGAAACAUUUGAUAGCGUCACUGACGAGGACGUUGUGCGAAAAAUUGAUGACGCUUAUCAUCGCAGGAUCAAAACUCCGAGCAGCAUCCACGACGUUAAGCUGAUUGUUUCAGGAUUCAAAUUCGACUCGACCGGGAAGAUAGUCGGAGCAAAUGCGUUGAUGUCUUCUUACCUGUUGAAGGAUGAUGCUACAGUUAUACCCGGGGAAUUCAUGCUGCGAGAUGAGAGAGCUGAGCUCUGGGAAAACGAGUUUAUCGACAUUCUUCAAAGAGCAGGAGAAGAAAUGAAUGGAAAAGAGGAAGUCGUUGUUUCGCAAUUUGCCGGAAGAAGUUUUGCGGAUGGGAUGGAGAAAGUUAAGACUGAAAACAUAAAUUUUCUUUUUGCUGGUUUCGCCAUUAUCGCUGUCUUCGUCUGCGUCACUUUCGGACCAAUGAAUUUGCUGGAGAAUAGGGUUUAUUUGGCGAUUGCUGCAAUGGGACUGGUUGGCCUCUCCAUUCACACGACCUUCAGCAUUGCAAUGUUAAUUGGACUUGAGUUCAGUGUUUUGCACAGCACAGUCCCAUUUUUAUUGCUUGGUGUGGGUAUCGAUGAUGCCUACGUCAUUCUACAGACACUGGAUAAUUUGCGAGGAACAAUGCCUCCAGAAUCGUCGAUCAGCCAAUUUAUUGCAAAGGCUUUAUCGCGAUCUGGAGUUUCCAUCACUGUGACUUCAUUGACUGACAUUUUUGCCUUCGCCAUUGGGGCAACAGCGCCGGUGCCGGUGAUGCGAUCGUUUUGUUUAUACUGCUCGAUCGGAAUCUUUGUGGUAUACAUUUUACAAUUGGGGUAUUUCCUGCCUUUGGUAUAUUUUGAUGAAAUGAGACGAGCAGCCAACAGGAACGGGUUGUGGUUCAGCAAACUGUCAGACAACUACAAAGCUUGGAAAAUCUGCAAUGGGGACAAUGGACCUUUGGAUUAUUUAUUUGUGAAAUUGGGCAACUUUUUGUCUACUACUUCCGGAAAGAUAUUGGCACUGUCUGCUGGAGUGGUUCUUCUCGCAGUCAACAGCUACGGAGCUUCGCAAAUCGAUCACAAUUUCGACCGAUAUUGGUACUUGGCAGAUGGCUCGUAUCAAAAACAAUUCCUUCUCGACCUCAGCAAUUAUUUCCCGGAUUCCAGCUUCAAGGCAGAGCUUUACAUCGAGCCUUAUCCGACGGAUGAAGAAGAAUUCAAGGAUGAGCUGAGAACGUUCCUGGUAAACACUAAAGAUGGAAUAAUUUACCUCAACGACAUCCGAUACAAAGGAAACAUCCUCGGGGAGUACAACAUAACGGCCUCGAGAAUUUCUUACCGAACUGUGGAAAUGCACAAUGGUACUGCGAAGUACAAAACCUUAGAUGACCUGAUUGGCAUUGUUGAACACACGAAGUUUGCUACUGGCGAUAAAUUCAUCGGAUUUGCUUCGGUCGAACUGCAAUCAUGGACUGUCAACAGGGAAAUUAUGACAUCGUUACCGUACAGUUUGGGACUGACUUUACUGGGAGUUCUCGUCGUCAUUUUGCUGAUGCUGGGAAACAUUCGAGUGUCUUUGCUCAAUUUCCUUUGCGUCCUUCUCACACUCGUAAACGUUAUUGGCACAAUGCACUUCUGGGGCUUGACACUCGAACAUAUGACGUCUCUGCUCCUCAUUAUUUCCAUCGGUCUCGCGAUCGAUUAUUCCUCGCAUAUCGGACACAAAUUCUUGACCACUUUCGGCGACGGAGACGAAAGGGCAAGAGAAACCCUUAGGACGAUGGGACCAGCAGUUUUCAAGGGCGCUCUGAGCUCAUUUUUGGCGUUCGUCUUGUGCUCUUCAACAAGCAGCUACAUUUUUAUGAUUUGGUUCCAGGUAAUUACAUGCGUGACGGCGUACGGAACCUUCCACGGAUGCGUGGUGAUGCCUGUGUUGCUGAGCUUGUUGCACCCUCCGGCGAUUUCCGUGGAUGGGGAAGACGAGUGUGAAGAAGAGAGGGGCAGAGACCCGGACCCGGAAGUCGGUAAAGCCGAUAGGUUGCGCCGGAAGCAAGUGAACGAGGUGCUAGCGUUUGUGGACCUGAAAUCCUCGCCCGGGGCAGUAACUCCAAUCUUACGCCCGCGGAUACAAAUCAGAGACAGCGUCAUCUCUACUGCGUCCAUGAACCUUGACAGCCAAGAGCCUGUCUUGAUAAACGAGGACAAAUUCUCGCUGUCCGAAUGGCUCAAGGGGAAAAGAGGAGCCAAGUACCGUUUCGAAGUGUCCCCAAGUUCGUCUCGCACAGACUUGAGCAAACAUUCGCCUGCAUGCAUCAGGGCGAGCGACGGUUCGUGGGAAAAUGUCCCAGAGACAGCAACCUCGUCGUCAUCCGCGUCCACUGUUGCCUUAGGCUCGUGGACCAACAGUCAAGGCUUGGACAGGGUUGUGUCCCACACGUGUCCUCGUUGCAAGAGCACGGCCAUGCUCGCCAUACUGCCUGCCGAGGAAAAGAGGGCGAGCGACGGUUCGUGGGAAAAUGUCCCACAGACAGCAACCUCGUCGUCAUCCGCGUCCACAGUUGCCUUAGGCUCGUGGACCAACAGUCAAGGCUUGGACAGGGUUGUGUCCCACACGUGUCCUCGUUGCAAGAGCACGGCCAUGCUCGCCAUACUGCCUGCCGAGGAAAAGAGCUUGUUGCACCCUCCGGCGAUUUCCGUGGAUGGGGAAGACGAGUGUGAAGAAGAGAGGGGCAGAGACCCGGACCCGGAAGUCGGUAAAGCCGAUAGGUUGCGCCGGAAGCAAGUGAACGAGGUGCUAGCGUUUGUGGACCUGAAAUCCUCGCCCGGGGCAGUAACUCCAAUCUUACGCCCGCGGAUACAAAUCAGAGACAGCGUCAUCUCUACUGCGUCCAUGAACCUUGACAGCCAAGAGCCUGUCUUGAUAAACGAGGACAAAUUCUCGCUGUCCGAAUGGCUCAAGGGGAAAAGAGGAGCCAAGUACCGUUUCGAAGUGUCCCCAAGUUCGUCUCGCACAGACUUGAGCAAACAUUCGCCUGCAUGCAUCAGGGCGAGCGACGGUUCGUGGGAAAAUGUCCCAGAGACAGCAACCUCGUCGUCAUCCGCGUCCACUGUUGCCUUAGGCUCGUGGACCAACAGUCAAGGCUUGGACAGGGUUGUGUCCCACACGUGUCCUCGUUGCAAGAGCACGGCCAUGCUCGCCAUACUGCCUGCCGAGGAAAAGAGCCCCGAGGGUAAAGACGAAGGCAACGGUCGAGAAACAACCAACACAGCGGAUGAUAACAAAACUUCGCGCAUCUGCCGCAGUCACAUAGUAAAGGCGUGCAAGUGUGGAUUAUUGAGCAAUGAUCUCAAUUGCAACAAAAGUGACAAAAAGGAAGAAGACAGUUCUGAAGAUUCGGUGAGCUCAGGACGCGGAAGUUCGCAGGAUUCCAUAAAUGCCCUUCCAACGAACACCUCUGACACGGAUGCCAACGACCAGGAAGAAAAGAACGACGACGACAAACCGAAUGCUAUGAAAAGCCACGAGCAAGUCUGAUGAUUGUGGCCAAGAAAUAUUCCGUCAUCAUUUGUUUACUGUAUUCUGGAAAGCCCGAGGUUCUUUUGUCCAGUUUUGAGGAGGAAAACGACGCAUAUAUUUCGUUCACAUUUUUUUUUUUAAACAAAGGCAUUCUAUCUGUCCCGUGCGGUGUAUGCCUUUCUUGCAGCUGUGUUGAUUACUGUAUAGUCAAAGCCCAUCGAUCGCUCGAGGAAUAAGAAUAAUCACAAUCACAAUGCUGCUUGUGUAUUGACAGGAUUUAAAAUUGUAAACAAAAUCUUGCCUUCGCUUUACAAUUCCAACGAGUCGAAAAAGAUUACCAAAUCUGUUCGGAGUGUUUAUUCGGCCAAGUAACUCCCUGGUUGACGCAUGAUAAGUUGAGAAAAUUAUUCCCUGUGAAAGGCUGAGAGACAAACGGUAAUUUUAGGACAAGAAAUUCCAAUUUAUUACGAUUUCUAAUUUGAUUUCAGUUCUCGAAAAAGCUCGUGAAAAUCACUUGCAAAAUGUCUCGUGGAGAUGCACGAGCAUCAACAUUUCCGAAGAAUAAUUUUAAAUCAAAUUUUACAUGUCGUGGUUUAGAACUUGGCAUGAACUAAAUAUGCCUGAAGAGUGUAACUGUAUACAGAGAUUCUAUAAUCGUGUGAACGGUGAGAAAGAGAGGGGAUAUCUUGUCUCAGUGUAGUCAGUUAUGAUGCAGCUGUCUGAACGAAAUCCGCCGAAUUUAUCCCAUUUCUGGAAUGAGCUUUCUUUUCAAUUUCGACAAGAAUAGGUUUUUUUUUCUCACGUGGUUCGGGCACGGGUGACAUUGUACAAAGAGUAUGCCAUAAUAUGUCAUCAUAUCAACUCGACUUUUCGUUGUUAUUUUGUGCACGUCAGCGAGUGUAAAUACCCAACAUUUUCUGUAAACGGUUUGAGCUUCUCAUCGAAAUACAACCAAAACCAUGCUUA